AUGGCGACACGUCCGACAGUCACCAUUGCCUCGCAUGAUGGCACCCCCAGUGGAUCUACUCACCCGCUGCCCGCCGUGUUCAAAGCACCAAUUCGACCAGACAUCGUUCAGACAGUACACGCUGGCAUGGCUAAGAACAAGAGACAGCCAUAUGCAGUGAGCGAGAAGGCUGGACAUCAGACUUCGGCUGAAUCGUGGGGAACUGGUCGCGCUGUUGCCCGUAUUCCCCGUGUUUCAGGAGGAGGUACACACCGUGCCGGUCAAGCUGCGUUUGGAAACAUGUGCCGCUCGGGUCGUAUGUUCGCGCCAACCAAGGUCUGGAGAAAGUGGCAUCAAAAGAUCAACCUGGGACAAAAGCGCUUCGCCACCACCUCUGCUUUGGCUGCGUCCUCCGUCCCCUCUCUCCUCCUUGCACGCGGUCACCAAAUCUCUACCGUACCAGAAGUGCCCCUGGUUAUCGCCUCGAAAGCUUUCGAAGGAGCUGCUAUUGCCAAGACAUCAGCAGCGCUUAAACUCCUGACAGCUGUCGGUGCAGGACCAGACGUCAGCAAAGUCCGUGCAUCUCGCAAACUCCGUGCCGGGAAAGGAAAGCUUCGGGGUCGUCGUCACCGCCAGCGUCGUGGUCCGCUGAUUGUCUACCACCCGGAUGAGGAUGGCAAGGAGCUCGUCCGUGCUUUCCGCAACAUCCCAGGUGUCGAGACGUCAUCGGUCUUCGCCCUCAACCUUCUGCAACUUGCCCCCGGUGGUCACCUCGGACGCUUCAUCGUCUGGACCUCUUCUGCUUUUGCGGCCUUGGAUGAAAUCUAUGGUUCUACGACUACCCCAUCCGCGCUGAAGAAGGACUUUUUGCUUCCCUCAAACGUCGUCCACAACGCCGAUAUCAGCCGCCUGAUCAACUCGUCGGAAGUACAGGCCGUUGUGCGCCCAGCUAAGGGAGAGGCCAAGACAAAGCGUGUCGGCGUACAGAAGAAGAACCCUCUGAAGAACAAGCAAGUGUUGUUGCGAUUGAACCCAUAUGCCAAAGCCUUCAGUGAGGAGAAGCUGGGAUCGAAGAAGCUUGAGGACGGCAAACCGGAGAGAGCAGCCGAGUCAUUUGCAAAGGUCCUGCAUGAGGAUUGA
Letharia columbiana is the source of this 1119-nucleotide messenger RNA. RefSeq lists its product as uncharacterized. Gene Ontology annotation, molecular function: RNA binding; structural constituent of ribosome. The record is from RefSeq and is a predicted model, not a curated record. The transcript is spliced from 4 exons. Bases 1 to 1119 code for a protein of 372 amino acids. Gene Ontology annotation, biological process: translation. Lineage: Eukaryota; Fungi; Ascomycota; Lecanoromycetes; Lecanorales; Parmeliaceae. Gene Ontology annotation, cellular component: ribosome; cytosolic large ribosomal subunit.